AUGUUCUGCCACCAUCUCCUCCUGCUCGUUACCGCCGCAGCCUUCGUCGCCGCUGAUGAAUCACUCCGUCUGUAUCACCGUGUCUAUCACCCAAUAGUACCAGAGCUUCCUUUUGCCUUGCGUGGGACCGUUAACAUAAACGACUCGCUUCUCGUCACCUUCCGGCCCUCAGAAUCCAUAUCAGAACCACUGCAGCAGUUUGCGGACUCCCUGCAGCCCGGAGCAGUGGAUUUGCACGAUGCCCAGUACCAGGUCGCCCUGGAGCGCGCUGGCGACACAGCCGAAGCGCACUGGGAUAUAUCCUCCGUAAAACUGUGUCAUCUUGAGAAGAUCAAAUCCGAGUCCAUAAUUUUACACACAACGGCUGGACCGGACCCCUCUCCUUUCGCCAUCGACUAUUUCGUAUCGCCAAUACCUCUGGAUGGGUCGUGUUCCAAGUUGAAGAAACGAAAGUUGGAUUCUACGGCACUGUCCAGUUUUGUCAAGCAAGUCCAGCUCCUCAUGGUGGACACAACCGUGACCGUUCAGCGGCCCUCGUUGCCACCUCUACCAGAGCUCCGUGCCCCUCCUCCCAUAACCCAAUCCGGGGAGCCAGUCGUCCCCGUACCAGAGAAGUCCUUCAUACAGAAAUACUGGUUGUACAUCGUGGCGGUUUUGAUCGCCCUAGUUAUGUCUGGUGGUCCUCCUGAGGAAGAAGGGAAAAAGUAG
Messenger RNA from Pleurotus ostreatus (oyster mushroom), 708 nucleotides. RefSeq lists its product as uncharacterized. The record is from RefSeq and is a predicted model, not a curated record. Lineage: Eukaryota; Fungi; Basidiomycota; Agaricomycetes; Agaricales; Pleurotaceae. The transcript is spliced from 4 exons. Bases 1 to 708 code for a protein of 235 amino acids.